AUGUGGGUAGAGUUUGCCAAAGAGAUACUGCGUUCGCUCGACGUCGUCGUCGCUCCGGAUGUUACGAUGAGUAACUUCUCUUGAGGGCGCUUGAUUAGUACACCCAACUUUUAAACUCGUAAAAUAGCAACUCAAAUUGUUGAUGUCAGUAUGAAAAAGUUGACCCCCAUUAAACUCGAAAAAUAUAAAUUGUUGCCAGCAUCAAAAAGCUGGCCCCCAUUAAGUCGAAGCUCGCCGAUGCUAUUUUGGUUCUUUAUCCUUCCUCCGUGGCAGCUUUCACUACACCAAUUUUGAUAUACGCGUUAUUCUUGACCACAUUUACCUUACGUUAUAUUGACCUUGAAGUUCUUGAAUCUGUUCCGUCUUGCCGGUAGUUUAGAAGGGCUACUCACGUUAUUUUUGACCACAUGCACAUUACAGCGUUAUAUAAUUACUUAUAUAUCAUCGACCCACCUCCCACAAUGAUUUAUAUUACUCCCACAUCGUUUUCGUUGUGUUAUCAAUAUAUGAUUAACGACGCUCUUUCUAAUAUCCAUGUAGAAAGCAUCUUUCGGGAGUUGCUGAUAAAAAACAUUGUGGAACAGAGUUCGGCAGGAGACGUUGAGAAGAGCAAUUCGACGAAACAGAUGACGGGGUUUCUCCCAUUCGACGACUGCUAUCGGAUCCUCAAAGGCGUCGGGAAGAUUAUGAGUCUGACUUGCUCCAAAUUGGCUCCAACAUGACUUCUUGCGCUUUCGGAAAAAAUGAUAAAAAUGCAGAUGGUCUAUCUCUAUAGAUCGUUUCUGAGCAGUUGUAUUCCUAUUCCAGAAGUAGAAUACACAAUCGAUAUCGAUUUCUUGUUGGAUAUCAUUCAAGAUUGGUGGUUCUUGCUUCGCCCCCUAAGAAAGGUAACUACAUGUCGUGCACCAACUUAUCGAAGGUAUUGCUCUUUCAAUCGGUAAAUGGACCUUGUCGAAGGCAUCUUCCUUUCAACUAGAGCAGGAGAGAAAAGUUGUGUACCCUGUCAACUAGAAGAAACAGAAAGGAAAGGUGUCGCAAGAUACGUGGCUUCAAACUACACUCUGAUUACAGCUACAUUCUGAUGGAACGUUCUAAGAAGACAUCGGGAAUGGAUUUCCGCUACUUCCGGCGCACCAUACAGGCCUUAGGUAUGGCUCUAUUAAAAAUCGUUGAUGUAGUCGUGCAUGUGGUAUAACUUCCUGCUUCCUCUUCCUUGCUCUUCAGUCUCAGAGUCUAGCUCGAUUAGUACUAGUCCUUGUACUUCCACUUCUUCAGACUCUAGCACUUCUUGCUUCACCUUCUAGAAGAUGUAGUGCUCCAGAAUGAUGAGGUCACCAUGAUUUUGUUGUUAGUUCCGCUAAUCCGAGCCUGAACUUUUCCUACGCGGACUUGUAUGACACUUACGUUCAAGCGGAAAAGGAAGAACGCCUCCGCCUUGAACAGUUCCAGUUAAGGCUUGUCAGCAUAGUACUUCAUUCAUCUUUAGCGACAGGAUAAGGAUACUGUUUAACUUGCCUCAGUCAGAAUGAUGAGGGAAUCCUUCUUGAAUAUCUCAGAAGAUUCUUGCUUCUACUAUGGUGCUAUUGCUUCUGGGGUAGAAGAGAACAUUUUUGCUGAGAAUACAAAUACAAAAACUCUGCUGGCUCCUGUAGUACAAUGAAUGGAUGAAUCAAUGAGAGUCCUCUAAUCCAGUUGGCAGCGUUGAUCUUGGUGAAAGAGCGACUUCAGCGGCAGUUCAUGCGCGAGCUUGGUUUGGAAUCGGAUCAGAUUUUCUUAACGAUGCUCGGCUACAGUGCUCUCUUCAUACUGAUAUUCCUCUUCUUUUAUGGCGCACAAAGAAAAAGAAACCGGUUAGUUUUCCCCCAUACCCUAGAUUUAUCCCAACAAACACAAUCUAUCGCAUCAAUCAUAGUUGAUUACUCUCGUGUGAGCUGUGAAGCUGAGGGUGAGUGUGUAGUUGCCUGUAUCUGUAUGAGAGACCACUGUUAGUGGGUAUCUUUCAGGCUCAACAAUGUUAGUAGGUAUCUUGCUCUAAACGAUUGUUUGGCUCCAUGUCGUCAUCCUCCCUACGAGUUUCUUUUUCUUCUAGAUAGACGGUCGGUGAAUAAUUAACAUCAAAAACCACAAAGUAGAUUUCUAAUUUUCGCUGCUCGUGUUGCAGAGUUUCGGUCCGGGUCAUAGUUUGAUCACGACUUCGGUCCAGGUCUUUUUCGCAGCUUUCGUUACCUUCAGUGUGGACCGGCUCAGCAGCGAGGGAAUCAACUUGCCGACUUAUCUAUUAAGGCAACUGUUACGACUUAUCUAUUUCUAUUAGGGUCGUGAUAUCAAGAACAUCGAUUGCUUAGCGCGCGGUCAUCUGGCUAUAAUCAUACUACUGGCAACAAGGCUAUGCCUUGUCCUUAAUCAGUCAAAAACCUAGUUUCUUUGCAACUAUUAAGGCCACUGCUACGAUUCCGUCUACGACCCUAAGGAAAAACUCCUUUACGCUUUCGCCUACAAGGACUGCUAGCUACAGCUAUUUCUUUGUGCCUCUUGUUUUAUUUCUCUCCAUAGAUUUGCGCUUGGUUUGAUUUACUUUCCAUAGGGUCUAGUAUCAGAGAUACUCUUAAAUACAAAUCUCCAUGCGCAUGCUCAUCUGAGGCAUGAGAGUAUUGUGAACAAAUCAACUGCAGUUGAUCUUGUCAGUCAGCAACUGUCUACCCUCCGUAGGCAUAGUGGCUAGUACUGGAGAUGCACUUAUACAACUCUCCGUGGGGAGAUCUAAUGUAAGGCAAAUUGAAGGCAGUAGUGAAGAAAUCCGUCAGGGUUAUGCACUAGCUCAUCUGCUGCUGGAGGAGAUAAGAGCAUUGGGCUAGUACGACAAGCUGCUGUGCGUGUACGUCAAGAAGACACCACAUGGGAUGCAGAUGCCAGUAAGUGCUGUUCUUGUACGAGGCGAAAAAUUAAAACGGGACGAAGAUGGUAGUAGGCGCUGCCGUGCGCGUACGUCAAGAAGAAAGAUGGGAUGAAGAUGCCAGUAGGCGCUGUUGUACGAGAGGAAGACAAGAGAAGACUUCUACAAAGAUGUGCAUAGUGCUAUUGUUUUGAAGAGGAAGACCACAAAUGAGACCACUCAACAGGGUUCAGUUGUGCAAAAACUUACUUUUUAUGUUGCUAUGUAUUCAUCAUCGUGAAUGAGUUGAACAUCAAAAUUUGUAUCACUCGGCAAAAAAGCGAAAUCAUCACUCGCUUGCUCCCUAAAGUAAUAAAUUUCGCGACAGCUUCUAUUGAGCUACAUGAUGAAGUGUAAUGAUAGAUAAUGAUCACAAAUGUUAAUACAACGUCUCUCUUAUGUUGACGCGUAUCUUCAUCUACUUGCCGUAUAUCCACUUCAAUGGGGAAACGAAGAUAAAGACGGAUCAUCCUCCGUGUCAUUCUAGCUACUAAGCAAGAAGUUGCUGAGAAGAUGUUGCUCCGUCUAUAUCACCAAAGACCAAAGUUGUACUACUUGUAUAUUAACCUGCUUGGCAAAAGGUGUGGCUACAACUUCGCAUAUCAUAUCGCCAAAGUUGUAGGUAGUCUAUCAGCAAAGAGUAACAGGAGUUGUUUGAGGAUUAUGCAGCUGAGUUGUCUCUGAUAAAAACCAUCAAAAGAGACUGAAUCAAAAUUAACGAGUUCUCACUUUUUUUGGAAGUUGUCUUUCUUUCGUAUUAAUUUACAUCUCUAGAAGAAUGGAAGCGAAGGCGGAGGCUAGAGCAAUGUUGUUUUUUGAUUUUCUUUCAUUCUCGUCUGAACAAGAAGUGUUUGCACCUACUGAGAGCGAUAAGAUAGAAACGCGAGCAGAAAGCUUUUUUCCGAAUGAUGUCUCAUUUUUGAAAGUAUUCAAUAACUUCGGAAAAUCUUCUUGAGAGAUAUCUAUGACGAACUACAGGCUGUUUUCCAGAUCCAGUGUAAAGCCGUUGCUUCUUUGCGUCAAGCCUAGGUCGUCUGAGACGCAUUGUGACCACUGAGACUGGCUAUCAUUGCAACUGAGACGCAUGCAUCGCGCUAGCUGCUGGCUUGGUGAUUUGUGACCAGUAUGAUGAAAAUAGAGUUAGUG
Messenger RNA from Amoebophrya sp. A25, 4078 nucleotides. Lineage: Eukaryota; Dinophyceae; Syndiniales; Amoebophryaceae. The record is from the annotation of a GenBank genome assembly.